CAUCUCUUUUAGGGAGCCCAAGUGUCCGCUGGUCUGGAUAUUUAGCCAUGUGCCAUUGAGGAAGAUGUAUUAAAUGGUGGACUAAGAUCUAAUGAUAUGGCCAUUUAAUGGCAUCUGUUGGGGCUCAGGUGAAUGAUGCAGAAAAGAAUGCUCAUUUUGGCUACAGUGGUCAACAUGUUCACUGUAUGGUUUCCCAUGCUUAUUGUUUUUACUGAGCCAAGUAAGAAGGCAGUGUCUAUAACACCAACUCCUCCACGGACCCUGCCAAAAUACUUUGAAACUCUUGAAAGAACUUUGGUCUUCCAUAGACCGUUGAUUCACCAGAGACCUUACAGUAGAACUGAAUCUCCAUCUUUAAGAACAAAAGCAGACGAUCAGAGGUCAUACUCCUUCUCUCACCACUGUCCUCCAGUCAGGCCUUUUCCUAAAUCUCUCCGAACUGCUGGUGCCAUGACCUCCUCAUUGAUAGAUCAGUUUUUCCUCUGCCUAGUGCAGCAGGGGAGCUCACUGAAGUUGGUAUCCGAAGACCUUCAAGUGUAUCGCCAAAACUUUCUUCAGAUGCUUCCAGGCCAGCCCUACUUAUGAACUCUUUCCUACGUCCUACCAGUGCUAAAGUGCCUUUGCCUCCACAGGGGGACAAUAGAAAGAACAACACUUCUCCACAUGUUGGAGCAAAGUCAGCUUCCUGGCAUAAUGGUGAGAGAGUAGACUCCGUCUUGCCCAGUAGCGGGGUUCCAACAUUAACCCACAAUAGUAUUAGUACAGGGAAUGUUUCUUCCAGUAUUCUAGGGGCAGCCAAAACGGAGGAAGCUAUGUGUCCAAUACAUAACAACUUUACCAAUGUUCCUUACAAAGGGGUCCAACUCACAGAGGCUGUAAGACGAUUAACUGGAAGACAUUUUGACAUUUCACCCAAAGCAGUCUACCAAAAGGAAGAGACAUUUACUAGCUGUGAUGAAAAAUCUCCACCUGCCUUCUAUCCAGGCCUUCCAAAUAUAACACCGCUCCUUGCAGCCUGAUAUCUAAUGGUCAUUGCCUUAAUGAGGACAGUGCUGGUCUUUGCAGUGCCAACGUCUGCACCAAACUAAUCAGCAACAAUUUGAAUGUUGCCGAAAGGGACUCUAAUAAUCUUGGUACCUCAUAUCAAACUACUGAGACUUCUAGUAUACCAAGUGAACCCCAACCUCCUUUUACUGGGGAAACAUCACAGCGAGAGAGAAUAUAACUGUCGUGGCCUCUCAAAUUUCAACCAUUCAUCUUAAUCGAGCUUGUGUGAAAGACAGCGACCAACCCGAUUCUGCAAGUGAGCAAGAGCUUCUGGUGCCAAACUGUGAACCUGACUGUGCAGAAGAGGAGCUUCCUGAAGGUCUAGAUGACAGCCAGGAUGAAGAAGAGGAUGAGGAAGAUCCUGAUGACCCUUCUGUUAUCCAAGUGUCGUCCUCUUCAUUGAUGUCAGGCUCAGCCAGACAAUGUGCUGACAAUAUGGAUGAGACACCUGUAAAUGGGGACAUUAUACUGAAGCCUGCUCUGACCCCUAGCCUGUUCCCCAACAUACCUCCGACCCUUUACUUUGGCACUCAGGAUGAGAAGGUGGAACUGCUGCCUUGGGCACAGAGAAAACUGCUGAAGUGGAAAAUGAGUACUGUGACACCAAACAUAGUGAAACAAACUGUUGCACGGUCCCACUUCCGUGUUACCAAAAAGAACCAUGACUGGUUGGGUUGUUGGGGCCAUCACAUGAAGUCUACAGCCUUCAAGAGCAUCCGAGAAUACCAGAAGCUGAAUCAUUUCCCAGGGUCCUUUCAGAUUGGCAGGAAGGAUCGUCUUUGGAGGAAUUUGUCAAAGAUGCAGGCUCGGUUUGGACGCAAAGAGUUCAACUUCUUCCCGCAGUCAUUUGUUCUUCCUCAGGACAUCAAGCUGUUGAAAAAAGCUUGGGAGGAGGGGGGAACACGGCAGAAAUGGAUCGUUAAGCCGCCAGCGUCAGCCAGAGGAAUGGGGAUCCAGGUUAUACACAAGUGGAGCCAGCUUCCAAAGAAGAGGCCACUGCUGGUUCAAAGGUACCUGCACAAACCCUACCUCAUCAGUGGCAGCAAGUUUGACUUGAGGAUUUAUGUUUACGUGACGUCCUAUGACCCCCUGAGAGUGUAUCUGUUUACCGAUGGCUUGGUGCGGUUUGCCAGCUGCAAGUAUUCAUCUUCCAUGAAAAGUCUGAGCAACAAGUUCAUGCACUUAACAAACUACAGUGUCAAUAAGAAAAAUGUAGACUACAAGGCCAAUACAGACGAGACCGCUUGCCAAGGACAUAAAUGGGCUCUCAAGGCAUUGUGGACCUACCUCAACCAGAAAGGAUUCUGCAGUGAGAAGAUCUGGGAAAAGAUCAAAGAAAUGGUGAUAAAGACAAUAAUUGCUUCUGAUCCAUACGUGAACAGCCUGGUGAAGAUGUAUGUCCAAAACCCACGCAGCUGUCAUGAGCUCUUUGGAUUUGACAUUAUGCUGGAUGAGAAUCUGAAACCUUGGGUCCUAGAAGUGAACAUCUCACCCAGUCUGCACUCUAAUUCCCCUCUAGAUGUGAACAUUAAAGGUCAGAUGAUCAAAGAUCUCCUCAACCUGGCCGGAUUCCUCCUCCCCAAUAAAGAGGAUACCAGUAAUAUUGGCUCUGGCAGCUCUGCUACCAGUGUGUGCACCAGUGGGAAGGACCGUGGGCGCUCAAUGGAGAUUCUGAAUGAAGAAAAGAUGAAACGGGCAUAUUACCUUAGCCAGAAGUUACCGGACAAGGAUCUGUACGCCACAGUGCUGGACCAGCUGACCCCAGAGGAUGUUCGAAUUUUGGCAGAGACUGAAGAUGAGCUUUCUCGUUGUGGGCAGUUUGAACGGGUCUUCCCCUCCCCCAUAUCGUCACGGUUUUUGCGCUUUUUCGAGCAACAGCGAUAUUUCAAUAUUCUUACAAACCAAUGGGAGCAAAAGUUCUACAAUGAUCGAGAGAGGGGACGUGACCUUCUGCGAAGUCUCUGCAUGAUGAAUUUUCACACGGGCUCUGUUCUACUUCCACUCUCUCCAUUGAAAUCUCCUGGUUACAGCAUGGUCCAUCUGAAUGGCUUUAACAGAGGGGACAUUUCAGCACCCAGUUCAUUACUCAUCUCUCCUGAGGAAAGGCCAGCAUCUUUAAAGACCUCAUCUUACCAUCACCAGCCAGAGCUCCCAGAGAGAACACGGUUAUGCCAAUCGCUGUCUAAUAUGCCAGAGUCCACCUUGGUCACGUGA
This is a messenger RNA of Staurois parvus, 3261 nucleotides long. Lineage: Eukaryota; Metazoa; Chordata; Amphibia; Anura; Ranidae. The record is from the annotation of a GenBank genome assembly.